Molecule: messenger RNA, 462 nt
Organism: Thelazia callipaeda (thelaziosis nematode)
Lineage: Eukaryota; Metazoa; Nematoda; Chromadorea; Rhabditida; Thelaziidae
Source: the annotation of a GenBank genome assembly
AUGAUAUUGAUUAGUGAUUGUAAAUUGCAGGUUAAGGGAAUAUUGGAUAAACCUUUGUACCGUACCUUGCAGAAAGAUCCUGGUUUAAUCAAUGUUCUCAAGGAGGCCAUACGAGAUACUCUGAUGGAAUGCUCUCGACAAUCGUAUAUUCAUCACUGGAAAUGCACAAUUGAUGGGGCACCUCACAAAGGCCUUUUUCCCAACGUUGCCUCAUUUGCUAGCAGAGAAUUUGCAUAUUUUCUCGCACUUUCUAGUGCAGCUGCAGUACGUGCUAUAGCUCAGGCUUGCGCACGUGGACGUCUUCGAUCAUGUUCAUGUGAUCCAGCUAAAAUUGGCCCAGUACACGCUGAUCAGCGUGAUACAUGGGCUAGAUGUAGUAUCGAUAGAGGAUCUGACAACUUGCGAUAUGCCAUCAGAUUGUCAAAGUAUCGUUUUCCUUUGUCUGAAAAAAAAAACCCAUAA